AUGGGUAUCGUCCAGAGAAUCAUCCGCAACGAUGCGGCAAAGACAGACCCAAAAGAAAUCUACAAUUGGCGGGUCUAUUUGCUCUGUGCUAGUGCCUGCUUUGGUGGUAUGCUGUUUGGGAUGGAUACAGGGAUUAUUGGUGGAGUGCUGAAGUUGGACCCAUUUCGCGAAAAGUACGGACUGCCCAAAGCCUCGGAGAACAAAGUUCUCUCGGCAAACCUCGAAGCGAACAUCGUCAGCACACUCCAAGCAGGUUGUUUUCUGGGUGCUCUCCUCGCCAGUCCGGCAGCCGAUAGACUUGGCCGUCGCAGUGGUCUCAUGAUAGCAGCAUGCUUGGCUAUCAUUGGUUCUAUCAUGCAAGCCGCUGCUGAGGGGUACUUUGGUGUUAUGUACACCGGCAGAUUCAUCGCCGGCGUGGGUGUUGGAGGAGCGAGUAUGAUCACACCGCUGUACACCUCCGAGAAUGCACCCAGAGCGAUCCGAGGAGCUCUGACUGGCAUGUACCAAUUCUUCAUCGUGACCGGAGUUUGUAUCGCUUUUUGGAUCAACUACGGAUCGUUACUACACAGCAGUGGCACAGUUCAAUAUGUCGUUCCUCUUGCCCUGCAAGCUCUUCCGGCAAUCAUCUUAUUCUUUGGCAUGCUGAUCAGUAGCGAGACACCUCGCUGGCUUGCCCGUAAAGACCGCUGGGAAGAAGCUGGCCGAGUCCUAGCCCGCAUUCGACAUUUGCCGCUCGAUCAUCCGUACGUCCAGACUGAAAUGAGGGAAAUGGCCGACCAGCUCGAGUGGGAGAGCCGUAUUAUCAGUGGAUCCCGACCCAUUGACCUUAUCAAGGAGAUGUUCACGAUCCCGGGAAAUCGCAAGCGAGCUUUCAUCACCAUCGGCCUCAUGAUCUGCCAGCAGAUGACAGGCACAAAUGCCAUAAACUACUAUGCUCCUCAAAUUUUUUCGAACCUCGGACUUGACGGGACCGAGUCGUCCCUCUUUGCAACCGGCAUAUACGGCCUAUUGAAGAUGGCCGGAUGCGCGGCCUUCCUCAUUCUCGUAGCGGACUCGCUCGGACGCAGGAAAAGUUUGCUAUGGACUUCGAUCGCACAAGGUCUCUGCAUGUUCUACAUCGGCACAUAUAUUCGGAUCGCACCUCCGAAAGCGGGCGCUGAUGUUCCUCCGGCAGGAUAUGCGGCGAUUGUGAUGAUCUAUCUGUUUGCCGUCUUCUUCCAGUUCGGCUGGGGACCGGUGUGCUGGAUCUAUGUGUCUGAGAUUCCGACCGCGAGAUUGCGAGCAAUGAACGUGGCGUUGGGGGCUGCCACGCAGUGGCUCUUCAACUUCGUCGUGGCGAGAGCGACGCCGAAUAUGAUUGCCACGGUCGGGGAGGGCGGCUUCGGUGCAUACUACAUCUAUGGAAGCUUUUGCUUCAGCAUGUUCGUCUUCACAUGGUUCUUCAUUCCAGAAACCAAGGGCAUUAGCCUGGAGAAGAUGGACGAGCUGUUUGGCGUUGUCUCGGGGAAUUCCAAGGAAAUGGACAUCGAGCGAAGCGAUCGCGCGGCGUCCGACGCUGCGGACAACAAGGGAGAGAUCAACAUCUCGCAUGUUGAGAAGCGCUAG
Messenger RNA from Ramularia collo-cygni, 1605 nucleotides. Its product is annotated as probable MFS quinate transporter. Gene Ontology annotation, biological process: transmembrane transport; carbohydrate transport. Gene Ontology annotation, molecular function: carbohydrate:proton symporter activity. Gene Ontology annotation, cellular component: membrane. The coding region runs from base 1 to 1605 and encodes 534 amino acids. The record is from RefSeq and is a predicted model, not a curated record. The transcript is spliced from 8 exons. Lineage: Eukaryota; Fungi; Ascomycota; Dothideomycetes; Mycosphaerellales; Mycosphaerellaceae.